This is a messenger RNA of Fimicolochytrium jonesii, 2797 nucleotides long. RefSeq names its product P-loop containing nucleoside triphosphate hydrolase protein. Gene Ontology annotation, biological process: microtubule-based movement. Lineage: Eukaryota; Fungi; Chytridiomycota; Chytridiomycetes; Spizellomycetales; Powellomycetaceae. Gene Ontology annotation, molecular function: microtubule motor activity; ATP binding; microtubule binding. Gene Ontology annotation, cellular component: microtubule; kinesin complex; nucleus. The transcript has 16 exons. The record is from RefSeq and is a predicted model, not a curated record. Bases 1 to 2430 code for a protein of 809 amino acids.
AUGUCUGACAAACGGGAGAGCGUCUCUCCGCCUACCGAAGAGGCUGAGAAGUCGUCUCGGAAAAGAAAGGCGUCAGAUAACUCCGCGUCUGAAAGCCUCGACCCCGACGAACUGGUGCCAGUUUAUCUCCGCAUGCGGCCCUCUGACGGUGAGGAACGCUUUGUAAAUGCUGUCAACGAUAAGAUGGUGGAGGUCUCCAGUGCGGAGGCAGCACGGGUAACAAAAGUCAAGCUUGCAAAGACGGAAAACUACAUGUUCUCGAAAGUAUACGGCGAAAAAACGACCCAGGCCGACCUUUUUGCGGAAGUUGUAGGACCGAUGGUUGACAGCGUUUUCAAGCCAGGGGGCUACACCGGAGUGGUAUUGGCGUAUGGAGCAUCCAACAGUGGAAAGACGUUCACGGUCAAUGGGACUAGCGAGAACCCGGGGUUGCUUGUGCGAACCAUCGACUCAGUGCUGCAACGGAUCGGUACGGCGCUAUGUAGGAAGGAGAUUAAACCGGCCCGGUGGAACGACGUCAAGACGCUGUCGCACGGGAUCAUCGAGACAGCGAAGAACACGAUCCUGGGCGGGAAGGCGGAGUUCUGCCUCUUUCUAUCGUUUGCUGAGGUUUAUAUGGAACAAAUAUAUGAUCUGUACAGCGAGCCGGCGGAGAAGGUGGCCGGUAGCGGAAAGGAGGCAGUAUUUAAAAACAAAGCUGACAGUACGCGGCGAGUGGCACAAACGAAGGAAGAUGCGAACGGCCGAAAGUAUCUGUACGCACAAAACGAGGUCCGCAUCCGCAACAAAGCGGAAGCCGAACAAGCCAUUGCGAGGAUGCUCGAAAGCCGGCAAAACGUAUCCACCAAUAUGAAUAGUGCAAGCUCGCGGUCACAUCUAAUUGCGGUGGUGAAGGUUUUGCGGGUGCCACUGUCGGAAAGCGGAAGUCCUCAGCUCGAGAAUAUCGAAACGAGUCGCAUAUCAAUAGUUGAUCUUGCUGGUUCGGAACGGUUGGGAAUCUCCGGAGUCGAGGGCAAGGCUCACGGAGAGACGAAGAAGAUUCAUCAAGGUUUACAUGCUCUCGCAAACUGUAUCGAAAUCAUGAGGCAAAACCACGCACGGACUGGAAAGAAGUCCCACAUUCCAUGGCGCGAUAGCAAAUUGACGAUGCUUUUGCAGCCUUACUUUGAGGCCGGACAACCAGCUUUCAUAAUUAAUGUCAAUCCCUCGAUGAUCUAUCGGCGAGUAACGCUAGAGGUGUUCAGGUUUGCACAAAGAGCAGGCGCUCUGCGAAGCGAGCAAGCCAUCGCACCAUCGCAAGCGAACAGCCAGGUUACGGAGUUGAUGAAUCAGAUCGAGGUCUUGCGCCAACAACUUUACGAGCAGCAGCUCAAACUUGUGGAGCAAGAAAUGGAGAUUCGAGAGUCCUGCGCUAAAGACAUGAGCCGACGGCUACAUGAGAUCGAAGUGAAAUACCAGGAUCGCCGACAGCAGGCAGAGCUCUUCGAAGCGGAAAGACUUGAGAAGAAGCUGGAUAUGGCAUCAGCUAUGUUCAAAGAGCAGAUACAGAAGCUGCAAAGGCGGAUUGCGGAGCAAUCAUCUUUGAUCGAGAAACAGCGAAAGCAGAUCGAGGGAAACUUAACGCAGGACACCGUCACUCAGGUGCUGCAGCAACAGAUAAGCUCCCUUCAUGACGAGUUGAAUGAGCAGGCGAAGAAAUUGGACAAGGAGCGGAAGGAGAAGCUCGCAUUACAGGAAGAAGUGGAAAGGCUUCGACUGAACGCAACUUCUAAUGUUCAACCAGAAGUAGCUGAGACUCGACGAAAUUGCGAAGCUGAGGCUGCAGAAAUGGCUUCCCGAAGUCGCGACGAGGAACGGCGGAUACAGGAUGAAAGGCAACUGGAUCUCAAGGCAACGAUUGCGAACCAAGCGGCUCUGAUCGAACAACUACAGAACGACGUCCGACGACUGAGCAAGCCGAAGCGCUCCAAGAAGAGUAGCAACACCUCCCAGACGAAGAAAGGUGGCGCGCCGGACGAUACCCCACCCCCAGUUUCCGCGCCCGACCCGCCAAUGGGGAGCGAUAUGAGGCCCACCUCCAGUGUUGAAGACCAAGUGAUUCCUCCUGACGGGAACGCUUCUCUGCAUGACUCCCCCAUUGAGGAAGAGCUGGAUAAGGAGAAUGAGAAGACUGGGUCCACCCAGAGCCAAGAAGAGUUGGCAGCAUCUCAAUCCGGACGCGGAACAGGAAGUAACCCUGAUUUGGGAAACGAGCCAAGCACGGAGCCGAAACAGCCAGAUGUAGACGUCAAAUUGGAGGCGCCGGUGAAGAAAACGAGACGGCUGAAGGGCAAGAAAGCCGUUGCAAUCGAUGAUGUGGAAACUCCGGCACGACGAAAGUCACAGAAGCGAUACUCUUCCAUAGUCCAUAACUUGACACAAAGGGGCUAAUCCGACCUUUUCGAGCUGGCAUCGGCUGAACUCCAAACACAUGUAAAUACAACCAUUGCAUAACCGCCUAACUGUACAGCUAUGAUUUUCUGCCUAGCGAGCCUUAUGAAACUCAUGAAAUCGAUGUUUCCGGACGGUCCCUUGGAUGUUCUGACCCAUUCUUGAAAAAACGACGGUCCGCUUGAGAACGGGGUGCAGUCGCAAGCAGACCGUUGUCGCACAUAUGGGUCAGACGUAUAGAAAGAGUUGCUCUUCCGCAGCUUAGUAGCCAGCAUUACAUCGCCUCCAAAUGGAGACUUAAAUGCAGGUUAAUUGACCACGGGUUUCGUAAAGUUGUGCCGACGAUGGGUAGGGCCGUUUCCGUUGG